UCGUGUUAUUGUCCUAAGAGUAGUAAAUAUAUGGAAGUUAAAAAUAUAGGAAAUUGUAUGAUAUUUAACACUCAUAUAAAAUUUGAUAGAGUUUUAGUUAAACCGAGUGGUAUUAUUAACCAUGGUACAGUUUCUGAACCAAUACCAAGGCAUAGGCAAAAAAGGAGAAUGGAUGGAUAUUCGAGAACCAAAUUGAAACAAAGAAAACCAGCAGCAGAUCGUGCUCAACAAUUUAAUGAAGAAAGAAGAGAAUCUCCUGAAUCGUAUAUUACAUUUGGUAACAACGUGAACGAUCUUUUUUCUGACACUCGAAUGCGCGAAAUUGUAGAUUGCAUGCGCCAAGCGAAAUAUAAAGACACCAACGAAAAUGUUUUUUCUUUGCAAACCAUAAUUGACAUAGUCGAAUUAUGGGAAUACCAGAAGAAAGAACUCCUAAAACCUCCACAUGAGCGAACAUUACACGGUGGCAUAACUGUAUAUUUAAAAAAGAUAUAACCUUAUACAAAUGAUGUAUCAAAAAACAACCGGGGCCAUAACAGCACAAUAGAAGAUGUGGGAAAGGCAAUGGAAAUGUGGAUUGAAAAAUCUAAAAAUUUAAUAAA
Molecule: messenger RNA, 602 nt
Organism: Ctenocephalides felis (cat flea)
Lineage: Eukaryota; Metazoa; Arthropoda; Insecta; Siphonaptera; Pulicidae
Exons: 2
Coding region: 31-495 (154 amino acids)
Source: RefSeq, a predicted model, not a curated record